Exserohilum turcica Et28A is the source of this 1494-nucleotide messenger RNA. RefSeq lists its product as uncharacterized. The transcript is spliced from 2 exons. The coding region runs from base 1 to 1494 and encodes 497 amino acids. The record is from RefSeq and is a predicted model, not a curated record. NCBI's taxonomy places the organism in Eukaryota, Fungi, Ascomycota, Dothideomycetes, Pleosporales, Pleosporaceae.
AUGGAAGAGAGGCGCCCCGACUUAUCGCGAAGGCCAGCCUCAUUCAACCCUGAAGCAGCUACCUUCAGUCCGACAGUAGCAAAAGCUGCACCGCCAGUCCGCGCUACUGAACCGACUCCGCCCGCCAGCCCGCUGCACAGGUCAGGUGUGCCGGACAAACUUGAAGUGUUUAUGCCAUUGGAUGACCUACAGGACCUCUUGCGAGGUGAGACUAAGUACAAUACAAUUCGCUUGUCGAAGACAAACCUAACAGAGCACUGCAUAGCCUUGACCCAAGAUCGACAAGACCCAACACACAACGUAGCCGCCUCCAUGGAUUCCAUCAACAUAGCAAUGCCCUAUAACCCGCCAAGUCUCUUCUCCACACAGCGCCUUGAGCCGAGCAUCAGAGUCCCAGAAGUCGACGAACUCAGCACAAACUUGGGACUGCCAGGCACGGUGAGGCGCAACAAGACUGACGAGGACGACUUGCUACUCUACGGCCAAAGUCCUCGCAGUUUCAAAGGCUAUGCUAAAGAUAGUCUCCAUGGUAAGCUUAUAGGGAGAGCACUAGAUAAGCCGUUAACGGCUAACACCCUAGCCCAAUAUCUCAACGGCCAAACUGACCCGGACUACCCAGCCGCGGCAGCACUUGGAAAUCUGCACGACGGCUUUGCCACGCCUCUAGAGCGGGAGCCGGGAGAAGACCCGCCCAGAAGAAUCGUGCAGCCGCCUCCAGGCUUUGGCGGAGAGCGCCCCCGCGAAAUCCGUGUCGAGGACCGCAGCGCUGCCUCCUUCGCUAUCUUGGAGUCGCCGUUUGUACCUACGGGUCCCGCCGCGCUUGGCCGCCUCCGACGCUUCAGCGAUCUCCAGUCUGCGAACCCACUCCCGCAGUACCAGGUCCCACAAUAUGACCGCACACGUCGCCCGUCUAUCAAGAGGCAUGCGCGCCCGCGAGCGCCCACGCGCACCAGACGCACCGAUCAAGGCCCAGAGCCCUCAGCCGCAGAUAUCUACCCCGACGACGCACUCUGGAUGUCUCCUCGGAGGGCUCCGUACACUCCAGAGCCCAUGGGCGCGUUUCCCGCAUACGCACCUAGUGCCGUGCGCGUCCCGGCUUUCAGCAUAGCACAAGACACGACGUCGUGGCCCACGCCCGCAGAAGUGUACGCGCAAAAGACCAAGCAAAGUCCCCCUCAGCCCAGCGCUUUUACCCAAACCACGACUACUACUACUACUUCUACGACUGAUGCGCCGUUUGACCUCUUCGCCAACCAUUCCUACCCAUCUACAGCCGACAUUCUGGAUGCCGAUGCCGACGUCGAGGUCUUGAUAUGCAUGAUUCCAGAUCUCUUUGAUCUCGGUCUGCAUGGUGCGCUGCCUGACGAGCGUCCACUGACGCUGGGUCACGCCGACGGAACGAGAUAUGGAGUGGGGCUUCACGGCAUCGGACUGGGAGAUGCUUGGAGGGGUCCUGAUCUAGGCAGGAGCGAUGCGUCCAAGGCUCGGUGGUGA